Messenger RNA from Micropterus dolomieu (smallmouth bass), 1724 nucleotides. Its product is annotated as toll-like receptor 13. Gene Ontology annotation, molecular function: transmembrane signaling receptor activity. Gene Ontology annotation, cellular component: membrane. The record is from RefSeq and is a predicted model, not a curated record. The coding region runs from base 110 to 757 and encodes 215 amino acids. Lineage: Eukaryota; Metazoa; Chordata; Actinopteri; Centrarchiformes; Centrarchidae. The transcript is spliced from 4 exons. Gene Ontology annotation, biological process: toll-like receptor signaling pathway; inflammatory response; immune response.
AAACCAGACGUCGGUCAGAGUCCUGCAGUCAAACAUCUCUGAGGAACAGCAGAGACGCUGGAAGCAGCAGGGAACCAGGUUGCUGGACUUUGACAUCCAGUCCUGUUGGAUGGACGUCGGCUUCCUCUGCUUCAUUUGCAGCACUUGUCUGACUUUGCUAACUUUUCUCGCUGCCUUCGUCUUCCACUUUCUGAGGUGGCAGCUAGCCUACGCAUACUACCUCUUCCUGGCCUUCCUCUAUGAUAGCAGGAAGAGGAAGAAGAGAGCUCCUCACCAAUACGACGCCUUCAUCUCCUACAACGUUCACGACGAGGCCUGGGUUUACAGAGAGAUGCUUCCAGUGCUGGAAGGAGAGCAGGGCUGGAGGCUCUGUCUGCACCACAGAGACUUCCAACCAGGGAAACCCAUCAUGGACAACAUCACAGACGCCAUCUAUGGCAGCAGGAAGACCAUCUGUGUGAUCAGCCAGCGCUACCUGCAGAGCGAGUGGUGCUCCAGAGAGAUCCAGAUGGCCAGCUUCCGCCUGUUUGACGAGCACAAGGACGUUCUGAUCCUGCUGUUUCUGGAGGAGAUCCCGGCCCAGCAGCUGUCUCCGUACUACCGCAUGAGGAAGCUGGUGAAGGGACGCACCUACCUGAGCUGGCCGCAGGCCGGCCAACACAAAGGAGUCUUCUGGCAGAACGUCAGCAGAGCUCUGGAGACCGGGGACGCUCCCACAGAGACCGCAGACCUCCUGACUGGACCGGCAGGAUGCUGAGUAUAUUACCGGACCACAGCAGAGAGUAUCUGCGGAGCUUCACAGGCUGGAUGAUCAGAACCAAACAGGAGCUAAAAGACAUGGAGCAGAACAUGAAUACAUUGUUUCUUGCUACACUGCUUUUGUUCCCACUUUGGGGGCGAGUUCCUGAACCUAAAUUUGGGCUCUGAUCAGGAAGUGAUACUAAAUCAAAGUUCAGAUACUUUUGGGGGAGGAAGUACAACAGCUGGUGUUCAGCAUUGUAAUUAACAGUGCUGGAAAGCAAUUAAGAACAUUUACUCAAGUACUGUUAAGUACAAUAAUGAGUAUUUAAAUUUUAUGCUAUUUUAAACUUCUACUUCUCUAAAAUUCAGAGGGAAAUAUAUUUUACCCCAGUACAUUUAUCUGACCAAUUUAGUUAAAUGACCAUUCUGCACAAUUUUUACUUUAGUGCUGCUGUUAAUAACUUCUAGUUUUACUUGAGUGAAAUGUGGAAUGUAGGACUUUUGCUUGUAGUAUUUUCACAGAGUGGUAUUUCCACUCUAGCCAUGAAUGGAUCCAGGACUUUCUUGCUGUGAGACGACAGUGCUCAGUGCUGAAUAUUUGAAAGUUUAAAUGACUUAACAUGCAGAUUUUUUUUUUUACAGAUUUUGAAUCAAUGUCGAUAAGUUCAAAUGUUUUAAAAUGUUAAUCAUUUCCUUGUGAGCUGGUUUGAAGUGUUUAAGUUUACGGUGUGUGUUGGAGGUGAAUCGCUGCAGUAUGAUGUUGAAGAGUAAGAGACGAUGUACCACAUGUACAUAUAUACAUGUAGAAGAUGAAUUUCUGAUACUUUGAGUAUCAGCAAGUAAACACAGAAAUCACUUUUCAGGAAAAAAAGCAGAAUUUUCUUAAUUGCUCAGUUCUGACAAUUUUCAGUUGAAACGCUUUGAAAUAGAAAUCAAUGAAACAAUGCAAUCAAAUUUAACAAUGUUUUGAAAAGUUGAGAUAA